This is a messenger RNA of Cadophora gregata, 3060 nucleotides long. RefSeq lists its product as uncharacterized. Gene Ontology annotation, biological process: carbohydrate transport; transmembrane transport. NCBI's taxonomy places the organism in Eukaryota, Fungi, Ascomycota, Leotiomycetes, Helotiales, Ploettnerulaceae. Gene Ontology annotation, cellular component: membrane. Gene Ontology annotation, molecular function: carbohydrate:proton symporter activity. The record is from RefSeq and is a predicted model, not a curated record. The coding region runs from base 941 to 2803 and encodes 620 amino acids. The transcript has 5 exons.
UCAAGCUUAUUCCUUUGAUCCAGAGACAUGGCACCGGUUCAUUUUUGUUAUUGUCGCUCAAUGAAAUUCAACCGUCUCGAAAUGCAUGGACUCUGGUGGGCCCAAGACGAUGGAACCAGCCGGUGAACAGGGCAUGACGAAGCUUAAUUCUUGAUCAUCUGAUAUUUAGUAGCCAAUAACGUUGACGAAGAUCCUAAUUUCGCCCUAUAAACAAGCAUUUAAUGAACGGUCCAACUGUAUGGCGCGCUUGAAGAUAGCGGCGGCAAACCAAUGAUCAGUACGAGUACCGCCCCAAUCCCGCAAGCAAAUCCGCUGCUAGGGUGCAUUCUCCUCUCCAGCUGAUUCGACAACCUCAAAACUAUGCAAUCCCGAUUUCCGACGAAGAGCUACUCGAGCUACUGCAAGAAUCAGAGACACAACUAGCUCCAACACACUUCACAUAGGAUUAUCCAGUCAGAAGCAUCCUCCCAUCAUGAAGCGAAGCUUAACGGGCUUAGACGGGGAAGACUUCCAACCCCGCCUUUUCCCACCCGCAUCUGGAGCCUCCAUCUUCUAUCCCAGAAAGAUCUAAGAUAUCCAAAGCUUCACGGCGCUGAGAUUUCCACCUUGUUUUCCGACUGUUCUUAGUGUGUUCGAGAAGGACUUUGCGAUGCAGCCUCCAUGUGAUGUGUGCGCCACACGGUCUGGUUCGUGAUGUUUACAGGAAAUGAAGGCAUCGCGUUUUAACGACGCCAAAAUGAGAGACCAUGAGACUUCUAUAUAACUUCAGGUCAAUUCCUUCAAAGUUUUGGAAUCAGAUCAUCAGCUUCUUUCUGCUCUUAGCAUCUCAUCACAUUUUCAAACAGCCAGCGAACAACUAAACAGUGUUACUGGUCGCCAAUCCAGCAAUCAACCUCACCGAACCAACCCACAACAUAAAGCUUGAGUACUCUCAAUCAAGAUGUCCGGUAAACAAGACUUUGGAGCCGAAAAACACCCCCAGCAACUUGAAAUCGAAGAGAAUGGCCACUUCGACCGUUCUUGGAGAGACGAGAAGUGGGACGGCAACAAAACCCUGCAAACCGAAGCAGCAGAAGUCUUCGUCGACGAGAAGGAGCUUGGCCCUCUCGCUGCACUGAAGGCUUAUCCCAAGGCUGUGAUGUGGUCGCUCAUCAUGUCCACUUGUGUCAUCAUGGAGGGAUACGAUACCAACUUGCUCAGCAAUUUCUUCGCUUAUCCUUCGUUCCAGAUCAGAUAUGGUCGCUUCGUUGGAGUUUCUCGCCAAGUCCCUUCUGGCUAUCAACUCACUCCUGCUUGGCAAGCUGGAAUCAACAACGCUCCUGGUGUCGGAAGUUUCUUCGGUACUUUGCUCAACGGUUAUCUCGUUGCCAAGUUCGGUCAACGUCGUGUUGUAAUUGGUGCUCUUACAGCAUUGAGCUGCUUCAUAUUCAUCACUUUCUUUGCUCCCAAUUUGAUCGUCCUCUGCGUCGGAGAAAUUCUCUGCGGCAUCCCGUGGGGUAUCCUGGCUACCGCACCACCCGCGUACUCGUCUGAAAUUCUCCCAACAUCUCUCAGAACAUACUUGACUUCCUACACCAACAUGUGCUUCAUCAUCGGACAAUUCAUCUCCGCCGGCGUCCUCAAGGGCCUGGCAAGCCGCGAAGAUCAAUGGGGAUACCGCAUUCCCUUCGCCUUGCAAUGGGUGUGGCCCAUCUUCCUGAUCCCACUCAUCUACCUCGCACCGGAAAGUCCCUGGUAUCUCGUCCGCAUGAACCGCAUUGAAGAAGCCGAGAAGUCCAUCCGCCGUCUGCAGAGCCCCAAGGCAACGCACGUUAAUCCUAUGCGCACCCUCGCUACUAUCGUGUAUACCAAUAAUCUUGAAGAGCAACUCUCUGUUGGGACCAGCUAUUGGGAUUGCUUCAAGGGGUUUGAGCUUCGUCGAACGGAAAUAGCGUGUGUGUGCUUCGCUGGACAGAUUCUCUGUGGUAUCUGCUUUGCAUACAACAGCUCGUACUUCUUCCAGAAUGUUGGCCUCGGAACGUCCGCCACCUAUUCUCUUGCCCUCGGUGGAACAGCACUGGCAUUGGUAGGCUGCUUCGUCAACUGGUUCGCCCUCAUGCCCUACUUCGGCCGCCGAACCAUCUACGUCUGGGGCAUGGCAGGCAUGUGCGCCGUCCUAAUGCUCAUCGGCAUCCUCAACAUCUGGACCGAUCGCCCCUCCAUCGGCAUGACCCAAGCAGUGCUCACCCUCCUCUGGACAUUUAUCUUCCAGCUCUCAGCCGGGCAGCUCGGAUGGGCUCUCCCUGCAGAAAUGGGCUCGACUCGUCUCCGUCAAAAGACAAUCUGUCUCGCUCGAAACGCAAGCAAUCUGACCGGUACUAUUGGUGGGACUCUUCAGCAGUAUUUCAUGAACCCUCAAGCUUGGAACUUGAAAGGUUAUACUGGAUUCGUCUGGGGCGGAACCUGUUUCUGCAUGUUCAUCUGGUCCUACUACCGCCUCCCGGAAACCUGGAACCGCUCCUACCACGAGAUCGACGUCCUCUUCGCGAAGAAGGUAUCCGCGCGCGACUUCUCCAAAACCAUCGUCGACCCCUUCAACGAGCACGACAAUAACGUCCUCGCUAAACAAUACGAGACGAAGGAUGAGACGCGUCGCCCGUCGUUCGUGCCCAGUAUUUCGAAGAGGAUUGGCGAUAAGGCCGAGAUGGCGAUGAGGAGGGCGAGUGUGAUUACCGUUGAGGGCGAGAGGAGUAGGAGGCCGAGUAUUGCGCCGGCGGUGACGGAGUUUUUGCAGAGGAAUUCAAUGGGUGCUAGGGGGGUUUGAGGCGAGGGGGAGAUGGUGAGGAGUCAAGGAUUGAGGAUUGAGGAUGGGGCUUGAAGGGAGAAGCAGUGUGAAAAUUGAGGAGGGAUUUAUAGUCGUUGAUUCUGAUUAAGUUUGUAUUGUGCUUGUCAAGUCUUGGUUGUGAAAAUGCAAACUAUGAUGUUUUACUUCACUGCAAUGUUUGUCAAGAACUUUUGAAAUUCGGUUUGUACAACGCUGUAGCUCAUUUUAUGACCAAUUCAGCAACGGCUUCGCUGUGA